Molecule: messenger RNA, 459 nt
Organism: Tetrahymena thermophila SB210
Lineage: Eukaryota; Ciliophora; Oligohymenophorea; Hymenostomatida; Tetrahymenidae
Product: dual specificity phosphatase domain protein
Exons: 1
Biological process (GO): protein dephosphorylation
Cellular component (GO): cytoplasm
Molecular function (GO): protein tyrosine/serine/threonine phosphatase activity
Source: RefSeq, a predicted model, not a curated record
AUGGUUGAAGUACUAGAAUAUCUUUAUAUAGGCGAUAAAAUAGACGCAUAUAGAGAGGAUACUCUAAAUACACUCAAUAUUAAAUACAUAGUUAAUUGUGCCUAUGAAGUAGAAAAUAAAUUUGAAAAGAAAAAAAAUAAACCAUUUAAAUACUUUUCAAUCAAAGCAAAUGAAAGCGGAAGAUUUAAAUUAAUAAAUUACUUUAAGAGCUCUGGAUUAUUUAUAGAUAAAGCUAGAAAAUAAAAGGAAGGAGUUUUGGUUCAUUGUGCAUAUGGAAGAAAUAGAAGCGCCACUAUAAUUAUUGCAUACUUGAUGCAGUAUAAUAAAAUGAAUCUUUAAGAAGCUCAUAGCUUUCUUGAAGAAAAAAGACCAGAAAUAAUGAUAUAAGAAUGUAAUGUUUAGCAGCUUAUAAAAUUUGAAAAGCAGCUAUAAGGAUAAACAUGCUGUCAAAUAUUUUGA